AGAGGGAGCGGGCCGUGCGCUCCGCCCCCUCCCCCCGGGCUGCCGCCGCCACCGUCGCCACCACCCCCUCGCCGCCUCAGCCUGGCGGGGAGGAGGAGGAGGAGCAGCAGGCCUCCGGGCCCUGGCACCGCCGCCCGCAGGACAUUCUGAUUCAUUUGCAUCCUUGAAGAGCAUCGGUAGAAGAGGAAGGAAAAGAUGGGUGUGAAAACAUUUACUCAUAGCUCUUCUUCCCAUAGCCAGGAAAUGCUUGGAAAGCUAAAUAUGCUUCGAAAUGAUGGACAUUUUUGUGAUAUCACUAUUCGUGUCCAGGACAAAAUCUUCCGGGCACAUAAGGUGGUACUAGCAGCUUGCAGUGAUUUCUUUCGCACCAAACUUGUAGGCCAAGCAGAGGAUGAGAACAAGAAUGUGUUGGAUUUGCAUCAUGUCACAGUGACUGGCUUUAUACCCCUUUUAGAAUAUGCUUACACAGCCACUCUGUCAAUUAACACAGAAAAUAUCAUUGAUGUUCUAGCUGCAGCCAGCUAUAUGCAAAUGUUCAGUGUUGCUAGCACCUGCUCAGAGUUCAUGAAAUCAAGCAUUUUAUGGAAUACACCCAACAGCCAACCAGAAAAGGGUCUAGAUGCUGGACAAGAAAAUAACUCUAACUGCAAUUUUACGUCUCGAGAUGGAAGCAUUUCUCCAGUGUCUUCAGAGUGCAGUGUGGUAGAAAGAACCAUUCCUGUUUGCCGAGAGUCGAGGAGAAAGCGCAAAAGCUACAUUGUUAUGUCUCCUGAAAGUCCUGUGAAGUGUAGCACACAAACAAGUUCUCCACAGGUAUUGAAUUCUUCAGCUUCCUACUCAGAAAAUAGAAAUCAACCAGUUGACUCUUCUCUAGCUUUUCCCUGGACUUUUCCUUUUGGAAUUGAUCGAAGGAUUCAGCCUGAUAAGCUUAAGCAAGCAGAGAAUACCCGGACUUUAGAAUUACCUGGCCCAUCUGAGACAGGUAGAAGAAUGGCUGAUUAUGUGACUUGUGAGAGCACAAAAACUACCUUACCUCUGGGUACCGAGGAAGAUGUCCGGGUCAAAGUAGAAAGGUUAAGUGAUGAGGAGGUCCAUGAGGAAGUAUCCCAGCCUGUCAGUGCAUCUCAGAGUUCACUGAGUGAUCAGCAGACAGUGCCAGGAAGUGAACAAGUCCAAGAGGACCUUCUGAUUAGUCCACAGUCUUCCUCUAUAGGUUCAGUAGAUGAAGGCGUCACUGAAGGGUUACCUACACUUCAGAGCACUUCUAGCACCAGUGCUCACGCAGAUGAUGAUGAUCGAUUGGAAAAUGUUCAGUAUCCCUACCAACUCUACAUUGCUCCUUCCACCAGCAGCACAGAACGGCCAAGUCCAAAUGGUCCAGAUAGACCUUUUCAGUGUCCAACAUGUGGGGUGCGAUUCACCCGUAUUCAGAACCUGAAACAGCACAUGCUCAUCCACUCAGGAAUUAAACCAUUUCAGUGUGACCGCUGUGGGAAAAAGUUCACCAGGGCUUACUCGCUAAAGAUGCAUCGCCUAAAGCAUGAAGGUAAACGCUGUUUCCGGUGCCAGAUAUGUAGUGCCACUUUCACUUCCUUCGGGGAAUAUAAACACCACAUGAGGGUUUCCCGGCACAUUAUCCGCAAGCCUCGGAUUUACGAGUGCAAAACAUGUGGCGCCAUGUUCACCAACUCUGGAAAUUUAAUCGUGCACCUGAGGAGUCUGAACCAUGAAGCGUCAGAGCUAGCAAACUACUUCCAGAGCAGUGAUUUCCUAGUACCGGACUACUUAAACCAGGAGCAAGAAGAGACCCUUGUUCAGUAUGAUCUUGGAGAACACAGUUUUGAAAACAACUCCUCUGUCCAGAUGCCUGUAAUUUCACAGGUCUCCUCGACCCAGAAUUGUGAAAGCACUUUUCCCUUGGGGUCUCUUGGUGGGCUGACAGAAAAAGAGGAGGAAAUGCCAGGGCAGCCAAAGACCAGUGCUUGUGCCGAGGCAACCAGAGAGGAACCCCCAAAAUCAGAGCUGUCUUCUGUAACUAUUGAGUAAUUUCAUGGUUUGGCUUCAUUUUUGAUUUUUGGAAAGUGCCUGUGCUUGGUCUUGUACAUUUGAAUUUAAUUUAACUUUUUAAGCAAAAAAGGGUUUGGGAAAGAAUUUCCCUUUUUACUUUGUAAGUUCUGCAACUGAUGUUUUAUUUUUCAUGACUGAGAGAUUGCUUCUGUAAGUGCACAGUAACAUGGUGUUGAAAUAUAAUAGAAACCUUGAGACUUAAGGAGAACCAGCUGACUUAAAACUGGUAUCAGUUUCCUCUUCCAUUAUCAGGAGUAGGCUAACAACAGAUCACUAGGUCAAGAAGAAAUCAGAUGAUUAUUGACCUUCCUGAAAUGAAAGCGUACACCAGAGACAUAUUACAGAACGAAUCUGGCAGAUGGCCUGAAUAGAUGUUUACUCCUAUACACAGGAUAUUGUACAGUCUUUUGUAAAGCCUGUUGUUUUUGGAAGUAUUUAUGGUGAGCUCUCUUAAAAAUUAUUAGGGUAUAUACUUCUGAAAUCCCACGUGUUUUGUGUUUUUUUUUUUUUAA
Molecule: messenger RNA, 2579 nt
Organism: Globicephala melas (long-finned pilot whale)
Lineage: Eukaryota; Metazoa; Chordata; Mammalia; Artiodactyla; Delphinidae
Gene: ZBTB44
Product: zinc finger and BTB domain containing 44
Biological process (GO): regulation of transcription by RNA polymerase II
Molecular function (GO): DNA-binding transcription factor activity, RNA polymerase II-specific; RNA polymerase II cis-regulatory region sequence-specific DNA binding; protein binding
Source: RefSeq, a predicted model, not a curated record